This is a messenger RNA of Venturia canescens, 2284 nucleotides long. Its product is annotated as mitochondrial potassium channel ATP-binding subunit. Gene Ontology annotation, molecular function: ATP binding; ATP hydrolysis activity; ABC-type oligopeptide transporter activity. The record is from RefSeq and is a predicted model, not a curated record. The coding region runs from base 90 to 2204 and encodes 704 amino acids. The transcript has 10 exons. Gene Ontology annotation, biological process: oligopeptide export from mitochondrion. NCBI's taxonomy places the organism in Eukaryota, Metazoa, Arthropoda, Insecta, Hymenoptera, Ichneumonidae. Gene Ontology annotation, cellular component: mitochondrial inner membrane.
UUCGAUCACGUCAGGCGCUGCAGUUACGAAAGCCAUGCGCGAAUCACGAUAGUCAACGACGCAAAGUCAAUUUAAAACUAAUUAAUAAAAUGUCUCUCUUACGUUUUGUCAUAGCAUCUCGAUAUUCUUUUCAUAACAGUGAAAUAACAAGGCAUUAUUCUUGGAGAAACGUUGUCGAAGCAAGGAAUAAAUUAUUGGACACAAUCAAACGAAGUCCGCGAAUAAAUCUGUCAAGAUGCAUCUAUCACACUGCCAAAGCGCCCAAAGGAAAAACGCGAUUCCCAGUUCUCGGCAAACUAAGCUUAGCUGCACUAAGCAUUACGGGUACUUCUGCCAUGCGCUUGUUUUAUUCGCGCCCCGUCCUUUGCAGCUCGGACCCUGCUGUCCUCGGAAUUAUACAAAACACCGCGCCUGAAGAGCAUUUUUUAUUGCGUCGCCUAAUUAAAUAUCUCUUACCUCAUUUAUGCUUUUUUCUAAUUGCUCUUGCGAGUGCUUUUGUUGUUGCCAUGUUGAAUAUAUGGAUACCGCAAUGCGUCGGACAAGUCAUUAACGUCAUAACCAAAGUAAGACAAGAUGUCAAGACUGGCUACGAAGAUAGUUAUUCCCUGACCAGUGUAUUUCAACAACUUGCCAAUCCUGCUCUCAAGCUGGCUCGCAUGUACGUAGCUCAAGCUCUCUUCACUUUUGCAUACAUUUAUACUCUCUCGUGUGUGGGCGAAAGGGUAGCAGUGCAAUUGCGCCAGGACCUAUUCAAAUCAAUUAUAAUGCAGGAUAUUGCGUUCUUCGAUAAGCACCGUACAGGAGAGAUUGUAAGCCGAUUAACGAGUGACAUUCAAGAAUUAAAGAGUUCGUUUAAAACACUCAUUUCUCAAGGUUUACGAAGUGUAACACAAAUCGUUGGUUGCGUCGUAUCAGUUAUCGUGAUAUCGCCUCAGUUAACCGGGGUCAUGGUUUUGUGCAUGCCAAGCAUUAUAUUUGUUGGCACUCUGUUGGGAAGAAGUUUGAGGAAACUGUCCAACGAAGCACAGGAACAGAUUUCAAAAUCGACUGCAGUAUGCGAGGAAGCAAUUCACAACAUGCGAACGGUCAGAGCAUUCGCCGGUGAAGAAAAAGAGAUGGAAUCAUUUAGUUUAGAGGUUGAGAAAGCGUCAACGUUAUAUGAGAGGCUAGGCCUAGGAAUCGGUCUGUUUCAGGCCGGAACAAAUCUCUUUUUGAAUGGAAUAAUUUUGUCGACACUAUAUUUCGGUGGUCAUUUGAUGUCGAGUGGGCAAUUGUCAGCAGGGGAUUUAAUGGCAUUUUUAAUGGCAACUCAAACGAUACAGAGGUCACUGACACAGUUGUCUUUAUUAUUCGGAACUUACGUGAGAGGAUCGAGCGCAGCGUCUCGCGUAUUCGAAUAUUUAGACAUGCCACCGGCAUCCAUGAUGGUUGGAGGUCAGAACGUAGACGCCGGUUCAUUCGUUGGUAACAUCGAGUUCAGAGACGUCACAUUCAAAUAUCCAACUCGACCAGAUGUGAGCGUUCUCAGCGGCUUCGACCUUACUAUUCCAGCAGGAAAAACCGUCGCAAUCGUUGGUUCUAGUGGAAACGGAAAAUCUACUGUUGCUGCUUUGCUAGAACGAAUGUACGAUGUUGACGGCGGCGCGAUUACGAUCGACGGCAAAGAUAUUCGCUCGGUCAAUUCAAGAGAUUUACGGGGCCGUGUUUUGGGCUAUAUCGAUCAGGAACCUGUUCUAUUUUCUACGAGCAUUAUGGAAAAUAUAAGAUAUGGUCAAAACGGAGCAACCGACGACGAGGUCAUCAAAGCUGCCAAAGAGGCAAAUGCCCACGAUUUUAUCACCGGUUUCCCACAAGGCUACGAAACACUCGUUGGUGAACGUGGAACGCAACUUUCCGGGGGUCAAAAACAACGGAUAGCGAUCGCCAGAGCGCUCAUCAAGAAACCCACGAUUUUAAUUCUCGACGAAGCUACAAGUGCCUUGGAUUACGAAAGUGAACGAGUCGUGCAAAAGGCUCUGGAAAACGCAACAAAGGGCCGAACUGUUUUAAUAAUUGCUCAUAGAUUGAGUACUGUUAUGGGUGCAGAUAUGAUUGUUGUUCUGCAGCGCGGAAACAUAGUAGAAAUGGGAACUCACGCCGACCUGAUUGAGAAAAAAGGAGCUUAUUUUAAUCUCGUAAGACAAGAAGAAAAUGAGAAACAAUGACUGGAACGAAUUUGAGACAAUAGAGAUAUAUUGUAUAAGAAUUUGCUAUGAGAGAAUUAAAUCAGCAGUUCAAUAUUUAA